Candidula unifasciata is the source of this 594-nucleotide messenger RNA. NCBI's taxonomy places the organism in Eukaryota, Metazoa, Mollusca, Gastropoda, Stylommatophora, Geomitridae. The record is from the annotation of a GenBank genome assembly.
AUGUCAGCCAAGGUUCCCACACAGCUCCUGGAGGAGAUCAACAAGACAGACUCCAGCAGCUUGCGACAUGUUGAAGCCCAGGUGAAGAACCUAUUGCCUUCUAAUGAGGCCAUCAUCCAGGAGAAGACAGCCGAGUUGAGAGACACGAUUAACAAUUUUAGCAAAGACCAGCUCAAGCAUGCAACUACAGAGGAGAAGAUUUUUCUCCCAAGCACAGAUGAGAUUCAACAUGAGAAGGUAGAAGUGGAGUUACGGGAAAGAAUUGGAUCUUUUCAUAAAGAAGAACUUCAUCACACGGAUACAGAAGUCAAAAAUUGGUUGCCGACAGAAGCUGACAUUGGACAAGAGAAGAAACAGCAGGAGCUCAAGCAGUCGAUAAGCUGCUUCAAGAGAGAUAGCCUCAAGCACGCCGAGACUCAGGAAAAGAACCCGUUGCCUGAAACAGAGGCCAUUGAGCAAGAGAAGAAAGAUAACGAAUUUCGGCAAUCCAUCGAAGGAUUUGAGAAGACACAUCUGAAACAUGCUGAGACUGAUGAGAAAAACCCACUGCCCACUAGCGCAGAAAUAGCUGAGGAGAAAGCUGCAAAAAAGUAA